AUGUGUUACUAUGGCAGCUACUAUGGAGGCCUGGGUUAUGGCUAUGGUAGUCUAGGCUGUGGUUAUGGCUGUGGCUAUGGUGGCUAUGCAGGCUGUGGUGGAUAUGGUGGAUAUGGUGGCUAUGGUUAUGGUUGCUGCCGCCCACUGUGCUGUAGAAGGUACUGGUCUUAUGGCUUCUACUGA
Microtus oregoni (creeping vole) is the source of this 183-nucleotide messenger RNA. Its product is annotated as keratin-associated protein 20-2-like. Bases 1 to 183 code for a protein of 60 amino acids. The record is from RefSeq and is a predicted model, not a curated record. The transcript has a single exon. Lineage: Eukaryota; Metazoa; Chordata; Mammalia; Rodentia; Cricetidae.